GGACAGCAUGCGCGUAAACCGGAUGUCACACGAGCUCAGCGUCACGAGUUGCGGUCCGAAGUUGCGGUGUUACAGGUAUACAGCACGCAAAGUCCAAGUUUAAUGGAAAGAUAGGCAUUUGUGGAGUACCCGCUACAAUCAUGCAUCAACUGAUGGUUGUACUCGCUUGCAUGUGUUGGUUGCUGGCAAGUGUUGCCACCACUCCACUAAAGUUUCAGCCACUAGAUCUGAAUGUUGAUGCAUCUGCAGUGUGUGGAGACAAUAAGACUACCUGUCCAGACAUGGCUACCUGCUGCAAGCUUUCCGAUGGCGAAUUUGGUUGUUGUCCGUUUAAAAAUGCACAUUGCUGCCUGGAUGGAACCCACUGCUGUCCAGAAAAUGCUAGGUGUGAUGAAGAAAAGCAGAAAUGUAUUCCAACAAAUCAUCUAUCUGUCUUCAAUCAUCUGGGGAUCACAAAACUUUAUCAUCCUCGAAGAGUUGCAGAUGUCAUUUGUCCUGGAGGAAAGGAAAAAUGUCCAACUGACAUGACAUGCUGUCCUCUGGGUUCAGGCAUUGGGUAUGGUUGUUGUCCAUUGCCAAAAGCCAUAUGCUGUGCAGACCAUACGCACUGCUGCCCAGUUGGCUAUACAUGUAACUUGCCAAAGGACACGUGUGAUAAGGCUGGCUCACUUAGCAUCCCCCUUCUUACUAAACAGACUUCUGUGAGUGUCGACUGGUCUAAUUCCAUAGAUCAGCCACAUCGCAAUAAUGAGAUGAACUAUCAGCUAUUCCUUGGGGUGGAAGAUGUUUUGUGUCCAGAUAGGAAGUCCAAGUGUCCAGCUGGGACCACAUGUUGUAUGAUGACCACAAGUGAGUGGGGAUGCUGCCCUUUACCAAAGGCAGUCUGUUGUAAAGACAAGCUUCAUUGCUGUCCAGAAGGAAUGACUUGUGAUGUCGCUGGUAGUCGCUGUAGCUCAGGAGAGCACAGCGUUCCCUGGGAUGACAAGUUUAUAGCAAGGUCUGAUGCGGGUGAGAAUGUUAAACAUCGUAAGAAGUCUACAGCUGUUAUUUGUCCAGAUGGAAAGUCCCAGUGCCCCGAUCAAACCUCGUGCUGUGUAAUGACCACUGGGCAGUAUGGAUGCUGUCCAUUACCAAAAGCUGUCUGCUGCAAUGACAAGGUGCAUUGUUGCCCACAAGGCACUACGUGUGAUGUUGCACAGGGAAGAUGCAGCCAGAAAGACCUUUCUUUGCCCUGGUAUAAGAAGUUUGAAGCCAGUGCUGUAAAUGUUUUACCUACCCAGGAGGAGUCAACUAGCAAGAAUGGUGACAAUACUGAUGUUAAAGCUGUUAUUUGUCCAGAUGGGAAGUCUCAGUGCCCAGAUGAAACCACUUGCUGUAAGAUGACCACAGGUCAGUGGGGAUGCUGCCCUUUACCAAAUGCUGUCUGCUGUAGUGAUAAUAUUCACUGCUGCCCCACAGGAACAAUGUGUGAUGUCACACAUGGAUCAUGCAAUAAAGUUUCAGGUGACAGUGCAGACAGUAGCAUUCCAUGGUUUAUGCAUACGCCAGCUUGGGAGAGAGUUCCAACUGUUGCUGUCGUAACCCCUGAACAAAGGACUGGUCUCGGCAACUUGGCAUUGGACAACCACCAUUCCAUGACCUUGGCGACAGAAAUGGUCAACAAGGGUUUGUCAGCGGUGAUAUGUCCUGAUGGUGCCCACCAGUGUCCAGAUAGAAACACUUGCUGCAAGAUGACCACUGGCCAGUAUGGCUGUUGUCCAUUGUUGAAUGCGUCAUGUUGCAGUGAUGGUUACCAUUGCUGUCCACAAGGCUACCUUUGCGAUGGAUCAAUGUGUAUGAACAAUGACAGCAGAGUAACUCACGAGACAAAUCUUUUGGAAGAGAUCUUUAAUCCAUAGAGUCGUAUUCUGGAAAACACUGUUAAGCACUGCUAUUAAGACUGUGGUAGUGUAUGGAUAACUAUCAUGUAACGUGUGUGCACCUGUUAAAUUUUUGCAGUAGUAGUACAGGUAUUACUAGUUAAAUUAAAAUUAAUGUACAAAUCUUUUUGUCACUUCUGCACUAACUUUACUUUUUAUUCUGUGUGCAAGACUGGUUAAUGUAUGGAGGAAAUACAUGUUGGUUUUCACUAUUCUUUUCAUGAAUACAGUAAGUCCAUAUAAAAUGAUUGUUGCAGUGCUGCGAUUGCUGAAUUUACUUUUUGCUAUUUACUUUGAGAAAUUACAAUAAGGAAAUUUUAUGCAUUAACAGGUAACGGGUGUCAUGUCUAAAAUAAUGAUACGAUAAAGUAUUUGUAUGGUUUUCUACUUGUUUGCUGAAAUAGGGUCUUGUAACCAAAGAAUCGUUGGAAAAGAUUUUGUAUAAGAACCAAUAACGACCAAUUUAUUCACUAUUUUCAUGUGAUUGUGUGAAUAUAUACUUUGUAUUACAAAUUUUGUAUGGCCUUGAUAGCACGCAAAUGUUUAUAAAUUGGAUGGAGUCAGUAUGAGUAUGUGAAUGGUGUGUGGACGUGUAUAGGAGAUUAACCUAUGUAUAUUUGCUGGAAUGUGUUUGGUUAAAUAUAAAUAUGAAGUAUAAUAGCACAAA
Priapulus caudatus is the source of this 2586-nucleotide messenger RNA. Its product is annotated as granulins-like. The coding region runs from base 141 to 1898 and encodes 585 amino acids. The transcript is spliced from 7 exons. The record is from RefSeq and is a predicted model, not a curated record. Lineage: Eukaryota; Metazoa; Priapulida; Priapulimorpha; Priapulimorphida; Priapulidae. Gene Ontology annotation, cellular component: extracellular region.